This is a messenger RNA of Chanos chanos (milkfish), 7686 nucleotides long. RefSeq names its product PALM2 and AKAP2 fusion (gene palm2akap2). The record is from RefSeq and is a predicted model, not a curated record. The transcript has 14 exons. Lineage: Eukaryota; Metazoa; Chordata; Actinopteri; Gonorynchiformes; Chanidae. Gene Ontology annotation, biological process: regulation of cell shape. Gene Ontology annotation, cellular component: membrane. The coding region runs from base 37 to 3840 and encodes 1267 amino acids.
GGAGAGAGAGCAAGGGAGGGAGAAGAAACUGCCAUCAUGGGCACACCUCUGAGGAGGAAAGCCCCAGCUUCUGAGAUGGCUGAGGCAGAACUUCACAAAGAGAGGCUUCAAGCCCUUGCAGAAAAGCGAAAAAGACAAGCAGAGAUUGAAGACAAAAGGAGACAGCUGGACGACCUCGUUCUGCAGCUUCAGCAUCUCAGAUCUAAAGCCAUGAGAGAGCGGUGGCUGCUGCAGGGCACUCCAGCAGUCUCACCAGAGGAGGAGGACAGCCGCAGGAGACAAGUCGAACAAGACGAGCUUCAGGUCAAGAGGCUAGAGGACACCAUUCACAGAUUGGAAUCAGAGAUCGGUCUGUUGGAGAGUGAGGAAUCCCAAAUUUCAGCCAAAGAGCAAGUUCUCAGAGAGAGACUACGUGAAACAGAGAAAUCCAUUGAAGACCUGCAGAAAAGUCUCCAGAAUCAAGAUGGAGAUGCAGUGAAUUACGUCUGUUCCCAGAUCCCCAACUUCCCAGAGUUGAACUCCAAAAUUCCGGCCACAGCUUCUGGGGACGAGCAACUCCCAAGAAAACCUGCUUUGUACGCCAUGGAGAUCAAUGUGGAAAAGGACAGGAAGACUGGGGACACCAAGAUCCUCUCCACCUCUGCCGUGAGCCCUGAGGAGGCCCAACAACGUGGCGUCAAGGUCUAUGAUGAUGGAAGAAAGGUGAUCUAUGAGAUUCGCUCAGGGGCUUCCACAACACUUGAGAACGGUGUGCACCUCUGGAGCUCUGACGAAGUGGACGAGUUGAUGCAUCACGUAGGCCAGACACGCCAUAAAGGAAACGCAGGUCAGGUCGUUGUCACCCCUGUCCAGAGAGAGAUCCAUGAUGGUCCCUCAGCCACCAGGGAGCAGACAAUGCACAGGGAAGCCAAGCUGGAGAUGGUGCAAGGGCAGCAGGGCAAGUCACAAGGUUAUGAAGGUGAGGUGACAGAGGCACCUGAGGCCACAGCCGAGAAACCCGUCACGAUGAUCUUCAUGGGCUACCACAGUGUGGAAGACGAAGAGGAGACCAAGAAGCUGCUGGGCUUCGAUGGCACUAUCAAGGCAGAGAUUGUGUUGAUUGACGAGGAUGACGAGAAGUCACUCCGUGAGAAAACCGUCACCGAUAUCUCCACCAUGGAUGGCAACGCAGCCGACCUGGUGUCGGGCAGGCCCCUGUCCGACACUACCGAACUGUCCUCGGAGGGCAAGGAUGAAAGCUCGGCUAAGGAACUGCCAGCCACAGGUGCUGAGAAGGCUCGGUCAGUCUUACUCACUACAGAGAAUGGCCUCUACCCCACUGCUCCUCACAGAUCCUCUCAAACUCAGUCUGAACCGGUGCUCUCAGAUGAUGACAGUGAGCUGAAGAGAGAAAGAUCUCCAAAGAGUGUUAGUUUUUUAGACUCUGUAAGUGUAAUUACUGGAGGCCACAACAACAUGGAGCAUGAGGCUCAAGCUGAGAGUCAGCCUACCUCCUUUGCAGCCCAUGAUCAGAACGGUACAAAACCCAGAGGGGAGGGACUGGAUAGUGAGGUUGCCCAGGAAAUCCGCUACCUUGAUGAGGUGCUUGAAGCCAACUGUGCUGAUCCAGCAUCUGAAAUGACUUCAAAUGGGACUUGCUCUCCCGUGCCCAAAGCAAUAAGCAUUGAUGGGACUGGACCAUCUGUAGAAGUUACCAAUGUGUCACCCCCAGUGAACCACGAAGUUGUUGUCGAGGGAAAGAAACCAACAACUUUUGUGGGUGAAGACUUGCAUGAUGCCAAACCAAAUGGUCACUCUGGAAAGAUUGGACAGGAUAGCAAGAGGACACCAGAGGGGUCUAUGACGACAAUCAAAAAGGAGGCUCGAUUUGAGCUUAGAGCUUUCCAUGAAGAGAGAAAGCCAUCUAAGCUCUUUGACACCCCAACGGAAAAGGAAAUCCGUGUUAAGAAGGUCCGACCCUCUGAAGAGAUAGCAGAACUUGAGAGGGAACGGUUAGAGCUGAUCCGGGGUCAAGCAGUGAAGAAAAACCCAGGAAUUGCUGCGAAAUGGUGGAAUCCACCACAAGAGAAGACACUGGAGGAGGAGUUGGACCCAGAGCAACUGGAGUCACAUAGAAGGUAUGAGGAAAGGAAGCAAAGGAGACCUGAGGCCAACCGUGUGUCACAAACUUUAUCUAAGCAUCCACCUGCAUCUUUUAUUCCAGCCGAACAUGGUAAUAAGGAGGACAUUGUUAUGGAGCAGAUUGACUUCUCUGCAGCACGAAAACAAUUCCUCCAGAUGGAACACAGCAGAGAGUCUAGUGUCUCAAAGAGAAGUGUGGCUCCUCAGCUUUACUCUGCAAAACCCUUCAUCAGAGCCCCAGAGGUUACACAUAUUGAGAGGCCAAGCAGUUCCAUUACGGUUGCCAGUCAUGGACACACACGCCUGGAAGAUGGCAGUGAAGUGACGUCAGUUAAAAGUGAGAGAAUCUGUUGCAGCUCUGGUGACUCUCCUAAGGACAGCUUGGCUGAGAGUAAAACGAAGCAGGGCCAUAAGGCUUGGACAGAUGAUGGUGACUUCACCUGUGCCCAUGCAGUGAUGACCAUUCUUAAAGAUGAGGAUGCAGACAUGUACCAGCCUCAACAUUUAAUGAACAGCUCCUACCAGCCCGAAGAGAUUGACUCUGGACUGGAUGACCUGUCCCUUAGAUCUCAGGACACCACUGUACUAGAGACACUGUCCAAUGAUUUUAGCAUGGAUAACAUCAGUGACAGUGGUGCCUCCAAUGAGACCAUGAGUGCCUUCCUGGAGAACUCUCUGGGAGACUAUUCCUUCCCCUCCACCCCAAUGGCUACCACACCCAUCAGUGGAAAGCUGGGCAGUAGUACCAAAUCACUAGGUGAGCACAGUGAGUCACAUAACCUGACAGAGGAGGAGCUGGAAUACCAUGCAGGAAUCCUGGUCCAAAAUGCCAUCCAGCAAGCAAUUGCCCAACAAGGUGACAAAUGUGAGCUACUUAAAUCCACCUCAGAAUCUUCAGUUAUUCCUGGAAGGCAUGAAGUGGUUGUUGAACCAACACCUCCUCCACCAGAGGAGAGGCCUACCCAUACACCCCCUCCUGAAAUACUGUCCCCUGUUGAAGAGAAGAGGAGCCCGGCUCCCAAAAUCAUGGUUCAGUCCCCUGUGGUUCCAGCUGUCCCAGUUGUCCCUGUAAACACUUACAAACCUCCCAGUCCAUCCCCACCACCGAGUGAGAAGCCAGAGUUCAGCUAUUUCAGUAAGUACUCAGAGGCAGCAGAGCUCAGGAGCACAGCAUCUGUGACUCGUGCACAAGAUACGGAGGUCACCUCAGGGCCUUUUAAACUGCGUUCACGCAAGCAGCGAACCCUGUCUAUGAUUGAGGAGGAGAUCCGUGCAGCCCAAGAACGUGAAGAGGAGCUGAAGAGGCAGAGGCAGAUACAGACUCUGCACCCCAUCAUUAGCCACAAGCAAAAGACUAACAACCUACCCACCAAACUGGUCCUUACAGGAAAAACAGCACCAGGUAAAAUUGAGAAAAUUCGUGCAGUCCCACCUGCGUCACCUUGCUCAUCAGAUGGAGCCCUUCCUUCCCCUCUCUCUGAUCUGGGUAGUGAUGACUCUGGGGGCAGCCAGCGCCCUAAAAACUUCAUGCAGACUCUGAUGGAAGACUAUGAGACGCACAAAGUCAAGCGUCGGGACAAAGUUGAAGACAACAGUUUUUCUUUCUUUGCUCAGGUAUUGGAGGCUACACGAGUCACUCGUAGGAAAAGUAACAUGGCACUGCGAUGGGAGGCAGGCAUCUAUGCUAACCAGGAUGAAGCUGAGGAGGAAGAAGAGUAAGCUGUCCCCUCCACCCAAUAAGGAAGGAGGCAGUGAAAGGGGAAAGAUGAGAGGGAGUUUGAAAGAGAAAAAGAGAGAAGGAGUACACUUGGGUAAUCCCAUGUAUUUAUUUUUCCCACAAGUUUAUAUUACAAGCACAAUUUCACUGAUCCACUCACUCUGCAGUGGAGCUCUGCUGAGCACCUGACCAGUUGGAGACGCGUGGCUUUCAGACACCAGCCACUGGGAAAGAACACCAGACCAUGACGGCGAACACCAUAUGUCCAUCUCUGGUGUUUUUUUUUUGUUUGUUUGGUUUUUUUUUACAGAUUUCCCACUAACAAGCCUCUCCUUUUGAUUUUAAUAUUUAUCAAGUAUAUGGGAAUGUGCAACGAUAAGAUUGAUAAUGAUAAUGUGUUAAUGGGAUAGCUUUAUGGCUGAGUGUUAAAUUCAUGAAUAUACACCUGCCAAGUAAUCCUAUGGAAAGUCUAUGGAAGGGCAUGUUGUUUUAAAGGGUUCUUUUUUGUUUGUUUGUUUGUUUGUUGACUGACUUUUUGUUACAUGACAACAGUGAACUAUCACAGUUAGGAAUUAUACUGAGGUGGAUUCAAUUUGAUAUUUGCUUGGGUUUUUGAAUGAAAUUAUUAAUGCAGGCAUUGUUAUUCUAUUCAACCUUAUACCUUGGCAAAAGGUUACCUAUUAUUCAUUAAAUUAGAUAAUAUUGUGCAAAAAUAGGAUGUGCAUAAAGUUAUGGCCAACACUGUUUUCAGUGAUAUUUUUUAAAUCUUGAAACAUAAGCAAGGCUAUUUGUAUUCAGUUGAAUGGCACAUUAUUAUAUACAGUACUUCAGUGUAAGGCAUUUGCCACAAAAGGUUUGAAUCCACUGAAUGCUGUGGGAUUAUAGGAAGAAUUUUUGUGAGACACUGAAAGUGAGGAUAGUUUACUUUAAAGGAAACAUGAUAUUAUACAGCUGUAAUUCAACAUGAAAGACCAUGUGAAACAACACUAGAUUCUUUAGACUCAUGAGGACCGACUCAUUCACUCUUAGUGACAUACCAUUACCAGAGAACAGAGAGAAAAGGAUAUUGUUAAACAACCUGCCAGAGGGAAAUUCCAGUCUAAAAGCAGUUGCAUAGAAGCUAACUAUGCAUCCUCUAUCAACACAACAUGGGAGACAUGUGCAGAGGAAAAGGAAGAAGCCAAGAUAUAAUCGCUGAUAAUGGCUUGUAAAAUAAAGCCACCUGUUGUUAGCUUAGCGUGCCAGCAAACUUCGCUCUGCAGGCUUGGCAGUUAAAUCAAUACACAUUUACCAUUCACCAUUGUGAAAUCACAAUUCACUAGGAAUUCAGAAAAGAGCUAGAAUAUGAUGCAUCAAUAUUGUGGCUCUUAUGAUGAGGUCAGCUGGGCCUGAGGAUUUGGGAGAAUGUUAUAAGAAUCAGGCUUUCCCAUCUUAUGGUGGAGCUAAGAACCAUCUCACUUGAUACACUGGUAUCAUUUGAGUUUUCCCUCUUUUUUCCUGACUUAAAAUACAAUUUGUAAAUGCAAUAAAUAACAUUGAAUAAGGUGGAUAUAUCUUUUGCUGUAAAGAUUUAAGGCUGUCCUGGUAUGCUGCAGUAUGCUGAAGUCUUUAUCAUCAAAAUGAGUCAAUCAUGAAGAGCAGGCCUUUCUCACUUCCAGUUUAAUACAAACCAAAGUAUGUAAAUUGGGAGUCAUUUAAGUUUUCGAACUCUUCAGUGGAUGUGCCUAUCAUGACAAUCUGUGGAAAUAUCCAGGAGAACAAUGUCAUAUUUGGAUACAUUUUGGAGAAACUCUCUGAAUGACAGUUGUGGAUUUCCUGCCUUCUUCUAACCAAGGGCCUUUGUCAACCCACAAGAUUUCUAUCCCGUAAGGAGUGACACCAUAGGAUCAUUAUUAUUUGGCACAUGUGUUGUAACAGAACUCUGCUUGUCUUUUGAUAUGCAUAUAAUAUAUAUCAAAAAGUAUUUAAUGGACAACUGUUCUUUUAUGAGAGUAAGACAAUGUGUGUUUGUAGUAUCUGGAUUAGAUUGACACAUACUAGUCAGCUGAAUUUCCUUUUAAGACAUAGCCAAGUUUUUGUUUUGUUUUUUCCCUAAAGCUUUCAAUUUGUUCUGAUGGAAAAAAGAGAUAAGAAACUUUACCAAAGCAACAUUGUUCGGUCGAUAUGUUUCCAAAGUUAUGCAUUCCUGAUCAGAGAAGGUUUGGUUGAUGUAUCAUUAACAGAUGGCUAUUAAAAAGGGGGGGCAGUCUUUGUUGUUAUAUGGACAAUAAGAAACAAUAUAAAUUUCUUGUACUAUUAUUUUAAUUUUUGGAUGUGAUAUGAAGGCGGUUAAGUAAGGAAUGUUUCUUUUUGAAGAUUGUGAGUGAUUUCUAUUAGGUUCUUUGAUGUGGAAAAUUAGUAUUGGGUGAUAAUCAAAUAUCUGAACUUUUUAUGAUGAAAAUAUUUUUUAUUUGUGAAGCAGGAAUGCUUGCAGGAAUAUUUUACGAUGCAGGAAUAUUUACAGUGUAUCUAUGGAUGGAAAAUAGUUUUGUGAAGGUUGGAUUUAAUACUAUGUAUGCACAUUUAUGCAAGAUAUAUAAACUACUUUGUGAGUGUGCAUGUAUGUGCGUGUGUGUGCAUGCAUACGUGCGUGCAUGUGUGUGUGUGUGUGUGUGUGUGUUUGGAGACAUAUUCUUCAGUACAGGGAAGCUAGAGGGUUUUUAAAAUGCCAUGUUCUGCAACACCUUAGUAAGGCCUCUCUGGUUGUCCCCGGAUGUCCGCAGGAGUAUUUUGCAUGAGGAACAAGAGCAACAUGGAUGUUGUGUGGCUGAAGUUAUGAGCUCUUUAAUUGCCAUAUGUAUUGGAGAGAUUUGAGAAGUGGUUUAUAUUAGUGAAGAAUUGCUUUAAAGGGAUGUAGAGUUCACAGGUAGCAUAAUGUAAUUAAGGUAUGAGUGAUGUUGCUGAAUCAUUUCAAUUUCAGAAGAUCAUUUAUGUAACUCAAAGGAUAUGAAUUCCAUAAAUGGCAACUUUGUUCAAAAUUAUUUGAUAAGGAAUGGAUCCUCUUUCAUUUAGCGUGAUCUAAUUCUAAUGUCAAUCGACCAGUCAACCUGAAAUGUUUCAUUAUAUUGUUUUUGUGACACUGAACAAUGGCCAAACUUGGUACGUACUGACUAUUGGUUAAGUUUGAUUUCCUCAGAAAUGAAAUAAAAUUGAAUAUCACUAGUGGGUCUAAUCCAUCCUAUAUCACCACUAACUAAAAAGAAAUACAAAGUAAAGCUAUGGUAUGCUGUAAUCCAUCACUAGUGCAUAGAGUAUCCUUAGAAAAGGGCUUUGCCCUCUCGUGUUAUUUACAAACUCUGCUGUGCAAAUGCAGUUUUGGUCUUUUCAGAGUGCCAUGUACAUGCAGCAAUAUGGCACCAGUCACUCAUAAAAUCACAGUCCAUACAGUAGUAGACCUGCCAAUCAACUGGGGAAUAUCUGUAGCUCCACAAGUAUUUACCUCUCAUGUCAUCUAUCAGUCCCACUCCCUCCACAGCUGAGAAUAGCAUAAGCUUCGUAUAUUUGAAGUUACAUACAACACAGAACAAAAAAGAUGCAGAAUGGUUUGUUAUGCUUUUGUUGUUUAAAAUAAUGCUGAUUAUAAUAUUAACCAGUGUAAUCUAGAACACUCACUCUGUUUGCAAAGCCCCAUCUCAUUGUAUUAAGCUGACAGCUGACAGUUUCAGCCGUUAGCUAUUCACUUUGGGAUAUAUGAACAGACAUUUUGAAAUGAACCCAAAUGACAUGAUGUUCAAAGUGUCUAUCUGUUGAUAUGUUAACCACUUAUUGUAUGUUCAUAUUCUGCUUAUAUAUUGUUUUAUAGUAAUUGU